GGCUAAGAUGGCGGCUGUACGGCACAAGGGGCGGGCUAAGAUGGCGGCGCUCAGCAGCGUGUCCCGCUGAGGCGAUGGCGGCCCCCGGGCCGGUACCCGGUGAGGCGCUGCGGGCUGUGCUGCAGCCCAGCGCUCCGCUGCCCGCCGAGAGCCUCCCCGUACGCGGCUUCGACUUCUCGACGGGUCCCGACCUCGAGGCGCUGCUCCGCUCCUACCGCACCACCGGCUUCCAGGCCACCAGCUUCGCCCAGGCCGUGGCCGAGAUCCAGCGCAUGAUCACGGCGAAGCUGGAGCCGCUGAGCGCAGAGGAGCGGGCGCGGGCGGCACUGGGGGGGUCCCGGCCCCCCUCGGGCUGCACCAUCUUCUUGGGGUUCACCUCCAACCUGGUCAGCUCGGGCGUGAGGGAGAGCAUCCGCUACCUGGUGCAGCACAACAUGGUGGACGUGCUGGUGACGACGGCCGGAGGGGUCGAAGAGGAUCUGAUCAAGUGUUUGGCGCCCACCUACAUCGGCGACUUCAGCCUCCGCGGCCGCGACCUGCGCCAGCGCGGCAUCAACCGAAUCGGGAACCUCUUGGUGCCCAACGACAACUACUGCAAGUUCGAGGAUUGGCUGAUGCCCAUCUUGGAGCGGAUGGUGGAUGAGCAGGAGACGCAGGGCGUGAAGUGGACGCCGUCCAGGAUGGUGGCGCGUCUCGGCCGGGAGAUCAACGACCCCGACUCCAUCUGCUACUGGGCCCAGAAGAACCGGAUCCCGGUGCUGAGUCCGGCGCUCACCGACGGUUCUUUGGGCGAUAUGAUCUUCUUCCACUCCUACAAACGCCCGGGAUUGGUCCUCGACAUCGUGGACGACCUGCGCCUCAUCAACACUCAGGCUAUUUUCGCCCGCAAGACGGGGAUGAUCAUCCUUGGCGGAGGGCUCGUCAAGCACCACAUCGCCAACGCCAACCUCAUGCGCAACGGGGCCGAUUUCUCCGUCUACGUCAACACGGCGCAAGAGUUCGAUGGCUCCGACUCGGGCGCGAGGCCGGAUGAGGCCGUGUCCUGGGGAAAGAUCCGCAUGGACGCCACCCCCGUCAAGAUUUACGCCGACGCCUCCCUGGUUUUCCCGCUGCUGGUGGCCGAGACGUUCGCCCGGAGCGCGGCCGCGUUCCCCUCGGAGAUACCGGGAGACUGAGCCGCAGCGGAAUGAGGGGGUCCCUUUUUUUGGGGGGGGGGGGGGAAUCCCCUUAUUUUAUAGGGGCCCCCCCCGAUGCCUCUAUGGGGUUUCCCGCCUGGAUCUCGACGCCGGCAGAGCCCGAGAGCGAGCGGAAUGGCUUCCCAAGAUGGGAUUUGGGGGAGCUGGGACCCCCCUGUUGCCGUCCAUCUGUCCUCUGUGUCCCCCCCCGUGUCCUUUUGUCCCCCCACAUCCAUCCGUGUCCCCCCC
This is a messenger RNA of Cuculus canorus (common cuckoo), 1424 nucleotides long. RefSeq names its product deoxyhypusine synthase (gene DHPS). Gene Ontology annotation, cellular component: cytoplasm. Bases 75 to 1175 code for a protein of 366 amino acids. The record is from RefSeq and is a predicted model, not a curated record. Gene Ontology annotation, molecular function: deoxyhypusine synthase activity. The transcript has 9 exons. Lineage: Eukaryota; Metazoa; Chordata; Aves; Cuculiformes; Cuculidae. Gene Ontology annotation, biological process: peptidyl-hypusine biosynthetic process.